Molecule: messenger RNA, 792 nt
Organism: Lycium ferocissimum
Lineage: Eukaryota; Viridiplantae; Streptophyta; Magnoliopsida; Solanales; Solanaceae
Product: peptidyl-prolyl cis-trans isomerase Pin1-like
Exons: 2
Coding region: 154-516 (120 amino acids)
Cellular component (GO): nucleus; cytosol
Molecular function (GO): peptidyl-prolyl cis-trans isomerase activity
Source: RefSeq, a predicted model, not a curated record
CAAAACCCCAAAAUAAUUUGCAAUUCUCAGCUCCACUCUUACAAAUCGUAUACCACAAAGUCAGUAAAAAUAGAGUCAGAUCGGAAAAGGAAGUUGAAGACAUCGAUCUCUUCAACAGAUCGACCACCAGAUAAGCACAAGAAAAAGUCCAAAAUGUCCUCCUCAUCUGAAAAAGUGAAGGCAUCACACAUACUCAUUAAGCAUCAAGGUUCUCGUCGUAAGGCAUCGUGGAAGGAUCCAGAAGGUCGUGUUAUUUCCAACACCACUAAAGAUGCUGCUAUAUCUCAACUGAAAUCUCUACGUGAAGAUAUUGUGUCUGGUAAAGCUAAGUUUGAGGAUGUAGCCAAGAGUUAUUCUCAUUGUAAUUCUGCCAAACGUGGUGGUGAUUUGGGUCCAUUUGGCAAAGGUCAGAUGCAGAAACCUUUUGAAGAGGCAACUUAUGCUCUAAAAGUUGGCGAGAUAAGUGACAUCGUGGAAACCGACAGUGGUGUUCAUAUCAUCUUGAGAACGGUGUAAUUGUGAAUGUAAUUGCAGAAGAAUGAUUUAGCUGGGUGGUGCAAUAGGCAGCCAUAAAAUGUUGCCACUAUAAUACUUAAUCGAUCAUUAUUGACUAUUAGAAGAUUGCACAAAGAAUUUUUUUUCUUAGGCCCUUCUGUUCCCAGAGGUUGGGGGUGAAGAAUUAAGAAAAAGAGGAGACUUUCUUUGGUUAUUUGGUUGUCUUUCAGUUGGUAUUUUUUGGGCAUUUUUUAUAUUUGCCAGAAACCUUUUGACCUAAUUUUGUGUGUUCAUGCA